AUGGACAUCAUUAAAUGUGUCUGCAUCGGCGAUGGUGCUGUCGGUAAGACCAACCUUCUCAUCUCUUAUACUUGCGAGGGUAUUUUCCCUGAAGAUUAUGUUCCAACCGUUUUAGAUAAUUAUUGUAAAACCGUUGAAGCCGUGGUUCCUCAACAAAAAGUACCAUCGGUCAUGAUGAAUAACUCAAAUCAAGUACAACAACAACAUUCACUGAAUGGAGAGGAAUUGGCAAAGAUGACAAUACCUGUCGAAGAUUCUAGUAACAAUAAUAACAGUCAUACAAAAUCUCCAAAUUUGUCAAUUACUUCAUCCAACGUCAUGAUGAAAAGUAGUAGUACGGAACCACAACAACAACAAGCUUCUUCUUCUUCGAGCACGACUCAGCAGAAUUCUAACAAAUUGAAUGAAAGUAAUAUUUCAUCGACCUUGUCUUCCACGACGGAUGAAUUGACCAUGGCACCACCAUUCGAAAAGGAAGAAACCACUUUUAUUUCAUUGCAAUUAUGUGAUACUUCGGGACAGGAAGAAUAUGACCGUUUACGUUCUGAUUUGUCAGAUUAUGCCUCUGCUGAUGUAUUUUUAUUUUGUUUCUCUCUGGAUGAUCCUCGCUCUCUUGAAAAUCUUCAUGCCAAGUGGUACGAUGAAGUCACCUCGUAUUUCCAAACUCAUAAACAUCAAGGAGGAGGUGUUUUGUCACUCUUUGGAGCCAUUUAUUCAUAUUUCGGAUUUGGAGGAGGAACCACUACUGAAGGAGGCAGCACGACCACGGAUUCAUCCACUAUCGUCAAUUCUUCUUCAUCAGCAACGAAUGGUGACAGUCAAGUCACAUCAGCAGGUCACAACAUUACUGAUAAUAUUCCUCCAAUUAUUCUUGUAGGAACCAAGUUGGAUCUUGUUAAAACAGAUUCACAACAGACUUCUCCUAAUAAUAAUAGUAAUCAAGAGACUCUGAGCUCAGAAAUUCAAAUGGCUUCCGAUUCCAAUCCAAAUUCUGCAUCCGUAUCAUCAGCCAAUUCACCUUCUUCACUGUCGCCCUCUUUCAUGAAUCACAAAAUUCCAACCGAUACUCGUAGACGCAAUCAAUCCAUUUAUCACAUGUUUGGAAAUAUUCCCAAGACCAGUGAAAGUCCACAAUUGCAAAAAAUUAGAGAACAUGCACUCAAAGUUAAGAAAGAUAUUAAGGCAGUGGCUUAUGUGGAAUUGAGUGCCAAGACUAUGGAAAAUGUGAAUGAAAUGUUUGAACAAAUUGUCGUUCCAGUUGUGUUAAAGAGAAGACGAGCCAUCGAACGAAAACGAAAUACCAAAUCGGUGACAAGUACUUCAUCUUCUUCCUCUCACACAACUUCACAUUAA
Naegleria lovaniensis is the source of this 1353-nucleotide messenger RNA. RefSeq lists its product as uncharacterized. The record is from RefSeq and is a predicted model, not a curated record. NCBI's taxonomy places the organism in Eukaryota, Heterolobosea, Eutetramitea, Acrasida, Naegleriidae. Bases 1 to 1353 code for a protein of 450 amino acids. The transcript has 2 exons. Gene Ontology annotation, molecular function: GTP binding; GTPase activity. Gene Ontology annotation, biological process: small GTPase-mediated signal transduction.